Dromaius novaehollandiae (emu) is the source of this 3256-nucleotide messenger RNA. Its product is annotated as DNA repair protein XRCC4-like. Gene Ontology annotation, biological process: immunoglobulin V(D)J recombination; double-strand break repair via nonhomologous end joining; response to X-ray. Gene Ontology annotation, cellular component: DNA-dependent protein kinase-DNA ligase 4 complex; DNA ligase IV complex; nucleus. Lineage: Eukaryota; Metazoa; Chordata; Aves; Casuariiformes; Dromaiidae. Bases 1457 to 2533 code for a protein of 358 amino acids. The record is from RefSeq and is a predicted model, not a curated record. Gene Ontology annotation, molecular function: DNA binding. The transcript is spliced from 8 exons.
CUGGGAGCGCUCCGCCCCGCCGGCCGUGGCGGCGGUAGGGGCCGGGAGGGGAAGGGCUGCGGCUGCCCCGUGGGGGAGCGCCCCCCCCCCCCCCCCACGGUGCGGCGCCGGGAGGCACGGGGUUAAAGCUGUACCUGUUUUAAUAGAGGAAUUUUGUUCUUUGAUUAAUUAGUGGUUUCGGUUUGUAAAUGGCCGAGGCUGAUACCGGGGCUGUCGCGCCCGGGCUUCCUGUGCGCCAGUGGCAGCGGUUGGCCCCGGGGAGCUGCCGGGCGGAGCCGUUGAAGCGCUGAGGCGCCGCGGCGGGCGCCGUGAAGCGGCCCUCUGAUCCCUAAAGGCGCUUGGCCUCGGCUUAGGUGCUAGGCCUCGGUCAGCGUGUGGUGACCACCGCUGUGGGACUGUGCGGUGUGCAGUGACCUUUGCUUCUCGGUUUUAUGCGUUGUUUUUUCUUUAACUACUUUACAGUGAAAUGUGAUGGGCAUAAGUAAUCUCUUAUGCUUAAUCUCCUUCAGGAAGUAGUUUAGAAAAGGCAGAGAGGGAGUAGUUUGUUUCUUGGUGGUUUUUCAGCUCAAGUUUGGUCUCCUGUAUUUUUGUUGUUUCCUUAUUCCCUCUCUGUAGAGGUUUUCUUCUUUCCUAUUCUAUACUGCACUUACCAUAUGAAGCCAAGUUGAAAAUGCUUGGAUAGAGGUAAUAUAUUGUAGCCAUAACAAGGAAAUAUAUUUCCUAUGUGUAACCGAUAAGGAUGCAAAAUUAUUAAAAUUGCAAAAUGUUCUAUGUUGUUGGCCUCUUAUGCUCAUGCAUAAGUGAAAAAAGCCUGUUAAACUAAAGUCUGUGAUGACAUCUGGCUCCUUUAGCAGUAGGCUUAGUCAGGAGCAGAUGUGCUGUGAUCAAUUCUGUGGGAGAACGUUAUGAUUAUUUUAUAUUUACAACAAGGUGCCUAGGACUUGCUGUCAUGUCCAGUUUUUGCUCAGAAGUUUUAUGGGCAACCUGUUUCUCCUUUUUAAAGUAUACUUUAUCUUGCAGAUCUUGAAAAAACACCACCCCUUUCAAAAAUGAUGGCUUUGGGGUCUCUCUACAUAUCUUUCAGAACUAGGGCCAAGUUGUUUUUGUCCAUUGAGUUCAGUGCAGAUUUUGCUUUUUUUUCCCUUGGAAAGGGGAAAGAAAACUUUUUCAUCCUACUAGAAGAAGUGGGAAUAGCACCUGAUGCAUUUCCACAAGUUGCUGUAGGAGGUUGCAGGGUAAUGAGGGUAUAUACGUAAAACACAUUGGCAUGGGGGAGUCAAGGCACUAGUGUAUUAAACCCAAAUAUUUAAAGACAACUGAAAUAACUGCAACAUAAAGGCAUUAUAUAUGUUUAUUUUCUGAAGAGCAGCUUCAUUUACAUUGGCAACUUGGGCAGUUGCAGUUUUGAGUUCUUUCUGUAAAACUGUAGUUUCAACUUCAUAAUGCAUCAAAAUGGAUGUUUUUCAACAUGAGCAGAUACAGAAUUCAAGGUGCCUGGAAAAUGGAGAAGACUUUGAAUAGAAUUCAUCCAGUUUCUGAUCCAGAAGCAACAUAUUUUCUACAAGUAUCAUGGGAAAAAGAUUUAGGCACUGGCUUUGUUAUAAUGCUUAGUGAUGCCCAGUGUGCGUGGACUGGGACAGUGUCUGAAGCUGAAAUUUCUAGGGAAGCUGCUGACAUGGAAAUGGAUAGAGAAAAGUAUGUUGAGGAACUGAAGAAAGCACUGAUACUUGGAGAAGAAUCAUCUGGCAAAUAUAACUUUGCUAUUUCUAGAAGUGAAGAAAAUACAGAGUGUCAUUUCUCCUAUGAAAAAAAUCUGAAAGAUGUUUCUUUUAGACUUGGAUCUCUGAAGCUACAAAAAGUUUCAAGGCCAGCUGAAGUGAUUAAAGAGCUGAUUGAUCAUUGCCUGGACCACUUAGGAAGACUACGGGCCGAAAAUGAGCACCUGCAAAAAGAAAAUGAAAGGCUCUACAAUGAUUGGAAUGACGUGGAGACACGACUGGAAAAAUGUGUGGAAGCUAAGGAAGAACUGGAAGCAGAUCUUUAUAACCGGUUUAUUCUAGUGCUGAAUGAAAAGAAGGCAAAGAUAAGGAACUUACAGAAGUUGCUGAAUGAAGCUAAAGAAUCUGCAGCAGAUGCACCAAGUACAAGAGAUAGCACUGCUACAGUUCAGAUGGCUACAGAGAGAAAAAAGGAGUAUGAUGGCAGCACUGAUGAAGAAAGUGAAAAUUUAACACAGUCCUCAUUACCAGCAGCAGCUGAACGAAGGGACUCCAUGCUGAGUAGCCCAGACGUCAUCAAUGCUGCUCCGACGCGAAAGCGAAGGCAAAGGGUAGUAAAGCCUGCUGGGACAGGAGCUAAAGUGGCAGCAUAUGAGACAGAACUACCAGCAAAGGAAAAAUUGGUGUCUUUGCUUUAUAUUUCCAGACCUGAUCUUGCCUCACAGAAGACAUCAGGCAAGCAUUCCCCGGAUGUGAUGUCUCUCGAAACCCUGGAAAACACUUGUGAGCCAGAGGACCUCUUUGAUGACAUCUAACUAUGUGCUGGAUGAGAAGCUGAGAGAAUAGAGCUCCUAGUAGACACAAGCUAUAAAACUUAGAAGGCUUAGUUGUAGACACUGAGCUGAAAUCUUUACUGUAAGGCUGUAUUUGAUGUGUGUGCGUUCUUCGCUGCACAGUUGCAGACCCUUGACCUGCUGAGGCUUGAUUUGUGACAGCCUUGAAAUCAGUUCAGCUGGUUGGCCUCUGUGUAGAUCUUUUAUCACAUGUAUAUUGAGAAAGAGAGCAUCAUCACAGCAUUUUUACGUCCUAACAAUCUUUGGCUGCUGAUCAUAUUCAGGAUCAACUGGUUUCCAGAUGUCACCAAAGAAUAAGUCAGACUUAAGACUUGAAGAAGACCUAAAGCUACCACUGUACUUUCCUUGUAUAGUACCCCUUUCUUGAGAAGCUCAGCUUAGAUGCAGUCUAGCUAAAUCAUCUUCAGCUUCGAUUGAGAUGUCUUCAAAAACUGAGUUUAAAAUGGUAUCAUCCGAAAUGAAGCAUCCAAAGAAAUGUCAUUUUGCUUGUUACUUGAAGAUUCUAUGAGGCAUUAUGCAUUAUAAGGUGUAUUCUUGCUUCUGGGAGUAAAAUGCUUAUAAAGUCAAUACUGAAUCUAUUUUAACAUUCUGUAGAAACCCAUAGCCCUUAAAAUGGUUGUUUUUCAUUACUACUUUGAUUUUUCUUAAGGUGAUUUAUAAAAUAAUAAAAUGCAUUCUAAGUCA